Belonocnema kinseyi is the source of this 4269-nucleotide messenger RNA. RefSeq names its product hemicentin-1-like. The record is from RefSeq and is a predicted model, not a curated record. NCBI's taxonomy places the organism in Eukaryota, Metazoa, Arthropoda, Insecta, Hymenoptera, Cynipidae. Gene Ontology annotation, cellular component: cell-cell junction. Bases 349 to 2418 code for a protein of 689 amino acids. Gene Ontology annotation, molecular function: cell adhesion molecule binding. The transcript has 6 exons. Gene Ontology annotation, biological process: cell-cell adhesion.
AAAGGAUCUAAGCUCAGCGAUGAAAAAAAGACGGAACUCGAUGAAUUGGCAAAUUGAUUUGUCAAAGUGAUUCUCAAGGAAUGUGACAAUUAAGUUUUCCGUUUUGGAUUAUUUUGUCAUUCUUCUUUCGUAUUUUCUUUAUGUGAACAAGUGCUGUACUUUCAAAUGUGAUUGUGAUAUAGUGAAAAUUAGUCAAAAAUUGAUCUCUACUUUUUCAGUUAAAAGCAUGUCCUUCUUUAAAAUUUUUUGAAAAUGACUUUGUGACUGGAAACCGGAGGUGAAAAUGCCAAUGAAAAGGAUUUGAAAAAUUUAUUUGAUUUGUGACUGAGCAAAAAAUUAUUAGACGAGAUGAUAAGAUCGGAUUGGAUUGUUUUUGUGAUAUACCUGGGAAUUUUUUUGGGUGUUAAUGGAGAGCAGAGAUUUGUAGAAACUCCUGAUAAUUAUCAGGAAGUCUCAUCAGGAGAUGAUGUUCAACUAAAGUGCAAAGUGCAUGAUAAGAGGGGUCAAUGUAUUUGGCAAAAAGACCGGAAACCUGUUGGAAUGCAUCCGGAUAAAUAUGAAUGGGUUGGAGGUCGUGAUAGUGAUUGCAGUUUGCUUAUAAGAAGAGCAUCUUUGGAUUUUGAUGAUGGAACCUGGGAGUGCCAAGUUACCCCGGGAGAUUUUACUCGUCAGGAUGCUCUUACCUCAUACCCUGCUCGACUUCUUGUAAGAGUGAACCCCAGGAAACCACGGUUGGAGUACAACGGAGCGCUUUUGAACACAGCCCUAAAUUUGAGGGAAGGCCAGGAAGCAACUAUUUCCUGCGUUUCCAGAUACGGAAAUCCGCCAGCCCUCAUAAAGUGGUAUAUUGGCGGAGAUGAAGUGGAACAACUGAGAGAUCAAACAAAUGCAACAGAAGUAGACAAUCCAAAAACUUGGGCUGCCCACAGUCUUUUGAAAAUUCUUGGAAAAAGAGAAAACCAUGGAAUGCCAAUUAGGUGCAUUUCCAUACAUCCUUCGAGUCCAGUUCCUGCAAUUGCAGAAUCACGUUUAGAAAUUCACUAUUCACCGGAAGUGAAGAUAGAAACGAGUCCGCGAAUGUUGGCAGCAGCUUUGGAAGAUUCAGCAAGUUUUAUGAGUCUUAAAUGUAUUGCUGAUUCCAACCCAGUGGCUUCCAUUAAAUGGUUCAAAGAUUCUUCUCCCAUAACUGCACCAAAUAGUGUUAUGGUAGCUCCCUCGACUAACAGGACUUAUCAAAAUAACACUUUGGUUGUAUCUGAAUUGAGAUUCGAACCCGUCAAGAAGAACGAUGCGGGUUUAUAUUCCUGCAAAGCAACCAACGUUAUUGGCGACAGUCCCCCUGCGAAUUACAGAGUGGAUGUUCAGUAUGCGCCAAAGCUUAAAGUGAGCAAACCAAUUUUGAACGGAAGUAUUCCAGAAGUGGUAGAAACUACUUCGCUAGGUGCGACCAUAGAUCCCUUCGAGUGUGCCGAAUAUGACGCAAAUCCGCCUUCGCAAUACAGAUGGGUACAUGUGUUAGGAGGCACACCGGAAAUGAUCGACAACCCAGCUCAGAACAAACACGGCGGUAGAAAACUAAAGCUGGAAAACAUCAUGUGGUCAGACGAGGGCGAGUACAGAUGUGUAGCCUACAAUGUCAUCAAUGGAGUUCGGAGAGAAAUGCCCAGUGAUGAGCGUUUCAUGUUACACGUGAUGGGACCCCCGGAAAUCCAAACCAGACGUACUUCUGGAGACAACGGACUUUAUGAGUCCAUCGGGUGGGCCGGAGAACCAGUGCAUCGAUUAAAGUCAAGGUUUUGCUCAAGGCCACCUCCCCGAUUGGUCGCUUGGCAGUGGGGAAGUUCCCAUAUUAGAGCAGGUGAGACAAUUCAUCCGAAAUACGAAGCACCACCCUUGGAACCAAUACUCGAGAGCAAAACGACAUCUAAUUGCUACUGGGCAAUACUCGAAAUAAAAAAUGUGCAAAAGGAAGACGCGAGGACAUACACCCUUUUGGUAGAAAGCGAAAAGGGUAGAGACUCGACGAAUUUAAAGUUACUCGUCCGAGAUCCUACGGAAAUGCGAGUGCUCGCAGCUGCUGCUGCGGUGGGUUUACUUUUUCUCCUUUUGCUGAUAUCCAUCGGAAUCUAUUGUUUGUGCAGAGUCAAGCACAGGCGGUAUCGACGAGCGCAGGGGGAAGGUAGCAUAGCCGCGGAUGCAUUUUAUAAUACUGCUCCCUCGAUGGAUCAUCAAGGUAAAACGCAUCACGAUUCCACAGAGAAUAAGAAUAAUAAUUUCACAAGAAAGCCGACUACUGACAGUGGGUUGUCUGUGAUGUAUGAUUAUGAUCAGAUCAGCAAACAGACAAGGACAUUGAGCCCAGAAGCCUUAAAGGUCAGAAGGGCUCCUGCAAUUAUGCAGGUUCCCACGAUAGUUUAAAUUCAAAAAUACUAUUUUUCAAAUGUUUUUCUGAAAUCUUUCUAAAAAAUAUAAAAUUUUAUUUGAAGAAGCACUCAUUUUAUAAUUUCUUUCACUCUGGGGUUGCCUGUCCGCGGCAGGGGGAAGCCACACCUCAGUCGAGACAGACGCCGGGAUACGAGUUACAGACUACUUUCUUUUACCUGCAACGGAUGACCCAACCAUUGUUACGUGAUUAGGGCUGUUUGGGAAUACUGAAAUUAUGAAAACAUGGCUCAAUUAAAUUUGAAUUAGUUGAAUCAAUUUCCUUAUAUAAUUAGAAAAAAGCGAAGAAAAAGGUUUAGGAUCAUCGGUCAAUAUUAUCAGUAAUAAAAGUAUAAUAAUUUUCAACUCAACUGGGAUUGAAGUCAUUAACCGAUUUUUAGGAUAUCUUUAAAUUUUCUCAUCAAUACACGAGGAAGCUAAUGUAGCCUAUUGAAAUCAGAUUUAUUAAUAUUUAGCCGAAUUAUAAUUUUUCUCAGUUGGUUCUAAUCCUCUAACGAUGAAUGGAUUAUAAAUCAUAAGGUGGUGGGCCAGCAGCUCCCCAGAAAUUUCAAAGAAAGUUUCAGAAACGCUGUAUUGCGUAACGCUUGUAGGGGGGAGGGUUCGAGAAAAGUUAUGUAACGUUUUAUAAAACGUAAUAAUAAAAGAGCAAAAUAAUAUAAGAAUGCUGGGUAGUGUGACAAAAAUUAUUUGUUGAAAUCUGUUUUUGAAGUAUGUGUAAAAGUUUAGUUGUAUCAGGAUAAAUCGUGAUAUAAAACAUGUAGAUAUCACGUCUGGCCCUCAAAAAGGGUUGAAAGUUUUUAAAAAUUAGAAAAAUAAGAAUUUGUUACCAUGAGUUCCAAAAGUAUUGCAAAUUUUGUAUGUGUGGAGUUUUCACUAAGAAAUAAUAAUAUAAAAUCAUAUAUUAGAAAAAAAUUUUUUUUCAUAUGUUUUAGAAUUUGUUUAAAUAUCAAUAAAAAUUACUUUUCUUUCUUUUUUUUUAACAUGAAUUUUUUUUGACUUAGUUCUUUGGCCACUUUCAAACAGUCAAAGAAUUGAAAAUGAGCAUCAUUAAAAAUUGCAAUUUUUUCCAUUUAGAAGAGUGAAGAUACGUUUUUGUAUUCGAAGCGAGAAUAUAUAUAUAGAAUAUAUUUCAUUUUUGUUUUCAAAUAAAUGUUCCACUAUCUAAAUCUGAAAAAUGGUAAUGUAUUUUUGUUGAUGUUUAAAAAAAUUCUAUCUUGAUCAAAAAUGAGUUUUUCUGAAGUAUGAUUGAUUGAUACAAAAACUUUUAUCUCUUAUGUGGUGGCUGAAAGUGAUUUCCAAAAAGUUUGAAAAAGAAUACAUAGGCUAUCCUGAUAAAAGACCACAAUUUACGUAGUUUUAUUCUUCUCAGUAGAGUAGAAACCUUUUUAUGUAUAGUUAUAGUAGUUAUAGUAGCGUUACAAGGGGUGAGGGAGGGUCCAAAAAGGCAUUACCUAAUGAUUGAAGACUUCUCUGGUAUAAAUUAAAGUAUGAUUCUAAUAAUCAAACAUGAUUUAGAAAAUGUAUUUUUGGAAUAGGAAGGUUAACCCAAAGAUUUUUUUUUAAUUUCUUCGUAGACAGGAUUUUUUAAGUGUUCAAAAAGAUUAAAUUUAAGGAACUUAAGCCGAUGUAGAUAUUAUAUAUUAUGUUCUUAGAUCCAAUAUUUGUUAUCAUAACAAUUGUUUCCACGAAAUAUGUAAAGUCGCUCCGCAAAUCGAAUUAUUUAUUACUCUUGUUGUUUUACUUAGUUUUAAGAUAGACAACGAAGGACUGAAUAUCAGCGAUAAUUAAAAAUAUUGUGUAAGUUUAAUUAUAGUUCGAUUGUAAUUU